AUGCCGCACGUUAGCUUUGGUGGUUACUACAGAAUUUUUGAUCCUUCAACUGCCUGGUGGGCUGCGGCAGUUAUUCCUGUGGAAGUUUCACCCUCACAGCUUCUCAUGCUAUUGCAGUUACAGAUUCUUUACUCUCUCUGCCCAUCCACAAUCGUUUCAAUCCACCCAUUAAUCUUCUCAAUUGAAGUAACCCUAACAUUAGAUGGCAGCUCCUUCAACACCAACAAUCACAUAGAAAUAUUGAAAGCAAUUGAAGUUGUCGAACGAGAUUCCUUCGCCAUUGCUCAGAGCUUCACCUCCGUCUUCGAAGCACUCCGAUUGUCCCUCUCUCAAUCCACCGACACCUCAUAUCAUCAUAUUCAAUGCUUCACCGACGCCGCCGGUCAUCUUCAAGAAUCCGUGCUUGAUGCAGCAACUAAAGGGAAUCGAUAUAUAAAUUCGUGUCUCAAAUUGAAUGAGGAAAUGAAGAGCGUUGAUAGUCUAGCAUCCCAAUUGUAUCCAUUCACUUUGAUCUUUGCUAAUUGUUAACUUAAUUUGUUUUUACUGUUUUUGUUUAUGCUACCUGGAAGGUUAAGCAUAGAUGUCAUUUACAAGUCACAAAUAGGGUACCAACCAAAAUAUCUGAUACGACGACAUUACCGUGGAUCCGACGUUUUCAUCGGUUUUAUAGAGAUGUGCGAUUUUCCGGUGGUAGAUCAAUUGUGCUGCGUUUCCGGUGGCGAGUUUGGUGGUGUCGGGUUCGAUAUGGUUGAAGCACUCCGAUUGUCCCUCUCCCAAUCCACCGACACCUCACUACAUCAUAUUCAAUGCUUCACCGAUGCCGUCGGUCAUCUUCAAGAAUCCGUGCUUGAUGCAGCAACUAAAGGGAAUCGAUAUAUAAAUUUGGGUCUCAAUGAACGGCAGAAGCAUAACUUUAAUGAGUGGAUGUAGCAUCUUUUACAAAACUGAAAUGCGUCGUAUAUGUUGUCUUUGAAUCAGCGGUGAAAGAGAGUAUCAGAGAGGAGACAAGAUUGCGUGGUACGCUGAUGGUGAUAAGAUUGUGAGGUACAUAAUGUUUGAGGUAUUGAUGUGGAGUCUACAUAUUAUCGCGAAUUGCAAAAUUGCAAAGGAGGAGCGCAGAG
Vicia villosa (hairy vetch) is the source of this 1121-nucleotide messenger RNA. RefSeq lists its product as uncharacterized. The record is from RefSeq and is a predicted model, not a curated record. Bases 1 to 528 code for a protein of 175 amino acids. NCBI's taxonomy places the organism in Eukaryota, Viridiplantae, Streptophyta, Magnoliopsida, Fabales, Fabaceae. The transcript is spliced from 8 exons.